UGUCUUUUCAGCUUUUCAGCUUGUUGAAAAGGUCCGAGAAGUUACGAUUCUUGGGAACAUGUUUUUGUAAACAAUAAAAAAACAAGAGAUCUUCCGAGUGAAUCACUUCCGCCAUUUUGCAUUUUUGACAUGUAAACACAUAAAGUAAAUAUGUCCAGGGAUUCGAAUAAUUACAGUCAAAGCUACAAGCUUGUCGUCGUCGGAGGUGGUGGAGUAGGAAAAAGUGCUCUUACAAUCCAAUUUAUACAGUCCUACUUUGUAACAGAUUAUGACCCAACAAUAGAAGACUCCUAUACAAAACAAUGUGUUAUUGAUGAAGUGGUGGCAAGGCUAGACAUAUUAGAUACUGCUGGACAGGAAGAAUUCUGUGCGAUGCGAGAACAGUACAUGCGGUCAGGGGAGGGAUUCUUAUUGGUGUAUUCAGUCACAGACCGUGCCAGUUUUAAUGAAGCAUACAAAUUCCACAAACAAAUUUUGCGUGUAAAAGAUCGAGAGGAAUUUCCGAUGAUACUGGUUGCCAACAAAGCAGACCUAGAACAUUCUAGGGUGGUUACGAGAGAGGAAGGACAGGAAUUCGCUACACAGUUAAAGAUUAGUUAUAUCGAAGCAAGUGCCAAAGUCCGCAUGAAUGUAGAUAAAGCUUUUUACGAUCUGGUUAGAAUUAUAAGGAGAUUUCAAUUACACGAGAGUCCUCCUAUCAAACCAGCUAAACGAAGCAAAAAAUGCACCAUUUUAUGAUGGAACAUCAACUGUUUACUCAUUUUUUUCAACAGGACAUAUAAUGUAACUGACAUUAUUCAAGACAGUGGAGUUUUGUUGUGUGUUGUACUGUCAGUCUCAUAUUGUUGAUGACAAUCCAUGUCUUGGUCAUCUGAAUGUUUGAAUGCUGCAUUCUCCUCAAUGUUGUGGUUAAGCUUCAAGCAAGAGUUGUCACAACUCUGAAAAUUAAUGUGCGUCGUGCUCACAAUUUUUUUCAUAUUAUAUGUGUUAUAUGAUUCACUGAUCCCAAAGUAUUUGUUAAUAUUCAAAGAUGUAAGAAUUUUGUGAAAUUGUAAAAGUAAUUUAAAUUUAACAUUUUAUUUUUUUCUCUUCUAUUCAUCCUUAAUGAAUACCUACAGCAAUACCUCAUUUUAUUUUGAAAUGAAAGUGAUGAACUUAUUUCAGCAUGAAAAAUUGCAUUAUGUAUGUACGUUAUUUAUUGCUUUGGAACAGUUGUAAUAUUUGAAUACAUGUAUCUUACUCGAUGAAGAAGAAAAAUAUUCCAUUUUUUUUUUUUUCGUAACUGUAAGACAGUAGUAAUAUAUAUGAUAAUAUAGAAGAAAAAAAACAAGACGUAAUAAAAGCCGACUCGAUUGUGGCCUUAGGUAAAUUAUUUUACUAAACUAAAAACAGCGAAUGUGUUCACACACUAUUGUUGUUUUGUUUUUUCCACCAUUAACCACUUUGGUCCCUUUUAUAUAAUUUUGUAGUAUUGUACAGAUGAGGGUAGCUGACAGAUUUUUGGGAGUGUUGGGUGGGGAAAGUUUUCUUUCUUUUCAUUUCGAUUGGACAUUUAAAUUUAUGAAUGUGAUUGCUUCAAUAUGAAGGUUUGAUAUGGCUUUUUAUUACGUCUUGUUAUAUGAAAGCUGGAUCACCUAUUGGGUAUUAAUUUAUUGUGUUAUUUUAAAUCAAGACUCUGUGCAUUAUAUAGACUAUGGCCCAAAUGCAUGUAGACAUUUUUCCCUUUCCAAUCACUGGUCUCUUUCAUUAUGAAUAUUUAUACAAUUAUUCUGCUAUCAUGCAUUCCAUCAAAUGAAAUUGUUUUUUGUAUACAAUUUUUAUAUUUUUAAAAUACCAUCUUUAUUAUACAUAUUAUCACAUUUUUCUUUCUUUAAAGAAUGGAAAAAAAAUUAUAUUGUAUCUGUAUAACAAGAGUAGUAGUGUAUUCAAGAAAAUAUGUACUUAGAAACGCACCAUUACUGUAUAGGGACUGUCAUUUCUCGUUUAGAGUUAGUGUCGCUUAAUGUCAUCGUUUAAAGUUUUCAAUCACUGGCAGUAGGAACAGAGUGAAAUUCACAUCUGCAGUGAUUACCAUCGAGUGUCUAUUCAGAGUGAAAAGUCUUAAUGUCAACUGGAUUACGAUCAACUCUGUCGAGAUUAGCAAUGAAGAAAACUGAAUGCCUUGUUGGGGGUUAAAGUAACAGACAGACUGUAGAUUAUGUGAUUAACAGACAGACUGUAGAUUAUGUGAUUAACAGACAGACUGUAGAUUAUGUGAUUAACAGACAGACUGUAGAUUGUGUGAUUAACAGACAGACUGUAAAUUAUGUGAUUAACAGACAGACUGUAGAUUGUGUGAUUAACAGACAGACUGUAGAUUAUGUGAUUAACAGUCUGAACAGACAGACUGUAGAUUAUGUGAUUAACAGACAGACUGUAGAUUGUGUGAUUAACAGACAGACUGUAGAUUAUGUGAUUAACAGACAGACUGUAGAUUAUGUGAUUAACAGACAGACUGUAGACUGUGUGAUUUAAGUUGGCAUUAUUCGUUGUUAGAAUGAGCAGGGUAACUCUGUCUUGAUUCCCACUAAAUGUAUUCAGUGAAGGAAUUUUGUCCCUGUAAUUAGUGUAGAUGAAUGAUAGUGAGAGACUGCUAUGCAAUAAGAAUACAAUGAAGUACACUCCCAAUACAGUAUGUGUGUUAAUGCAGUUUCUGUAGUAGAUUGCAGCGUACUCUGCAUGGGAAAUUCAAGACUGCCUGAUUGCCUCCAUUUUGUUAAGUUAGACAAUUUUCUGGGGCUUCCCGCUGCCAAAAGAUUGUGGAACAAAAACCAGGAAUUAUGAUAAUCAAUUACAUCUGUUUCUAACUUUGGUUGCCAUUUUCGUAUGAAAUAGAAAUUUAUGAAGAAAAUUGUACGCAUUCAAUUUCAUAUGAAGUUUCUCCGUUAGAAUUUGUUAAUUAAAUCUCUGUUGACCAUUUAGGUUCAACCUUCUGGCAACACAUAUCUACUGCAAUGGCACACAUAACCUGGCAAAGAAUGGCUUUAAAAAAAUGAAGUUGAGAGUUGUGGAAAUUCAAAACACUGGUUAAGCUUUACAUGAAGAAGGAAGCAAAAAAGUGUGGUGGGGGUGUCAAAUUUCUAGUGGGUCGAAUUUCCAGUGUACAGCUGUAGUCCUUUUGUUAUCAUAGUAUGUGUAAGUGGUGUUGUAAUAUUUAGCACAGACAGGAGGAGGGAAACUCUGAAAUUUACCAAGUUAAGGAGGAAUAACUCACCAGAGAAAUUGAUAUGGUAUUUUGAAAUUGAAACUUGCAAAUUUAUUUUAAUCAGUCAAAAAAUGCAGUUUUAGAACAAAGUAAUCAGGGGGGGGGGGAGGGAGGGGGGAAUUAAAACUCCUGCUGGACUUGAACCCGGAAUCUACAGAUCAGCAGUCACCACGUUAACUGACUGAGGUACUCAGCUAGGCAAUCAGAUUUAAAUGGAAUAUACAAAUAUCGCUGAUAUUUAUACUUUCAUUCAUGUUUAAAAAGGAAUUCAGCCAUUAUGACGAUGUAGUAUAUACCUCCUUAAGUUAAAGGGCUUGGAAGAAUCCAUGCUAGAGUGAGAGAUGUUUCUCUCUUUAGGAUUGGAAAAGUCCGUGUUUUGUAUAAUAUUAUGUGCUUUACAUACAAUAUCAGCAGCUUUUUAACCAGUAAUUUUUUUUCUCAUAAUAAUUUUGCUUAGCUUGAGAUAUCACGUAAAAUACCAAUGUAUUUCAGUUUUUAUGUUAUUAUUUUUUUCACUCAUAUAUUAACAAAAAAAGUAGCAUAAUGUGAAUUUUACCAAAGACUUCAGUGCAGGGGUACAAAAACUGAAACUCUUAAAGUGGAUAAAAGUUGACUCCAAAAAAUUUCGACAAAGCUAUGGCAGAAAUUUAUCACUUAAUGUCCAUAUUAAAAUGCCAGCCAUCUGAAUGAGCUUCAAAAGCAUGCAUCCUUCUAAUUCAAAGAUGAUAUUCAAAGACCUUUUUGUCUUGUAUUUUGAAUCUAUUAUAUGGAAUAAAAAUUGGUGGAGUAUAAUGAGAGAUGUCUAGUUGUAGAUGUGUUUUACUUUUGUCGUGUACGAAGUCUGUAAACGGAAUUGUGAUAACGUGUACGAGAUGUAUAUAAAUGUAAUAAUUAGGUUAGUUAUUGAACAAGCAGAUUGUUGCUAUUUAGUUUUCGAUUGUUCCUAAUAUAUUCAAACUAUGUAGAGGAUAGCAAAUGAACUAGUCAAUCUGUUGAUUUUCUAUUUUUGUUUUCUUGUUUUUUCUAUAAUAAUCAUGAUUCAUUAUAAACUUUGUUAAUUUAUUGAACUUUUUUCAGUCUUUUUUCUUUUUUCCCCAUUCUAUAUGUUGAGUAUGGUUUUCUGUAUAUGCAGAUUUUAGAUGUGGACUGCACUAUAUACACAUUUGAUAUGCAUUUUGUUUGUGCAUGUUUUUGAUUUAUAAAAUGUAUGUUGAGGAUACUUGUAUAGGUUUUUUUUUAAUGCUGUAAUGUUUAUUUCAUUUUCUUGACCCUUGUCUCGGAAUAGAAUUUGGAUCCUUUUGUACAAGGUAAACAAAACUGACACUGAAUUAUAAUGUCUUUGGUUGCUGUUCAUAAAGGUCGGUCCAGGUAUUUCCAUUUUUGAGAGGGGGAUGGUGGUAAUUUUUGUUGUUUUUCCCCUUUUGAUAUGAAGAUGAUUAGACAUAGCAAUGAGUAACAAUUUUUUAAAAAAGAACAAUUUUUUUUUCUAAAUCUAUUUUUGUAUCUCCUUGAUAUGAAGAGUUCUUGUAUGAUUUCCAAAAAUAGGUUGCAGUAGUAUUACUAUGCUUUGUAUAUCAGCCUAGCUAGGUCACCUGACAAGUAAAUUAAAUGCAAGGGGCCGGGUUCGAUUUCUGAUUUAUCCAAAGAUUUUUCUAACAUUCUUUGCUACAAUAACUUAGUUAUGUCUUUUGUAUACAUCAUUCUGUAAUACAUAAGAUCUGACUUUAUCAGAAAGUUCUAUGAAAUGAUGCUAACCUGAUGCCGAGUUUUCUUUGUAGGAUUAAGAUAGGAUGCAAGUGAAUUGUACUUGAAAUGUCGAGAAAAAUUAUAUAUGUUAUUGAGAAACCUUGCAUGGAUCCUUAAAAGGAAUAUAAGUGAAAGGUAUGUGUGGAUUGGUAUGUAAUUUAUAAUGUAGGCCUCGGAAUCAGUUUCAGUGUGAGAGGGGUGAUAAAUAUUGCAGGAUGUAUCUAUGCUUUAAGGGUGAGUGUAUUUCUCGACUUGCUUGUGGAAAUUGUACGAGUGUCUCAUUUUGCACCUGUUAAGAUUUUUUUUAACUCACCAGUACUACCUUGUCUUGUAUACAGAAUUAGUCGUCUGUGUAUAUAGAUCUACGAAGUGGAUAUUUAUGUGUCUUGAAUCCCCCAUAAUUUCCAGUAUUUAAAGUGAUUCCAAAUGUAUCCCUGUGACGUGAAUAAUGACUAAUGCUAUUUCAAGAAUUAUGAUCUUGUAUACCAUAUGUCCAUGUGUUUUUGUUUGGUUUUUUUUUUUUUUACAAGUAGAUGUUUUUUUAAAUUAUAUUGUGACUUAGGGACUAGAGAAAUUCUUCUUUUCAUCCAUCAAAAUUUUUCUUUUUUUCAUGACUUGCAAUUUUUUAUUAGGUUUUCAGUAAGUGAUGGUUAUUUUUAGUUGACAAUCAUUUCUCCUGGUAUAGGGGUGGUGUUAUAAUGUACUUAAGGGACCUUUAAAUUUAUCUGACCAUGUCAUGUGUUUCAAAGUGCUUUAUUUGGUAGCAAAGGAGGAGACAGUUUUGUUUAGUGAAUGUGUACUUUUGACUACAGUAGAUUUCUAAAUAUAGGCAAGGAAUUUAUUAUUGCAUAAUUUACCAAGAAGUACCAUUCACAAAAUAAAAUAUCUGGCUGUUACUUUUUUAUUGCUGAAAUGCAAUUAAAAAGUCCACUUGUGAAUUCAUUUUUUUGUGAUCUGAGGUCAUAUUUUACGGUGCUCACGUAAAGACUCUACUGUAUAGUUUACAGGCCCGUAGGCAGGGUUUUUCAAGGGGGGGUUACAUAGACUCGCAACGCGAGUCUAUCACCUCGCGCCGCGAGGUGCCACUACGGCAGGGGGUCUGGGGGCAGCUCAAGGCCCCCCAGAAGCUCUGGGGUAUUUGGUGCAAAAUCCUGCAAUCUAGCAAUUUCCUGACACUUAAUUUGAAUUUUGGAAUCAUGCCUUUUUUACUAUGAAUUUUCAUGAUUUUCAUAAAAAAUCCCGACUUUAAUAGUCACAAUUCAAACAAAUGCCAACUUUACUAGUGCUUAGUAGUUUUCAAGGGGGGGUUCGUACGAACCCCACGAACCCCCCCCCCCCCCCCCCCCCCCCCCCCCCCCCCCCCCCACGGGUGUGUUUUAGAUAAGUUCAUUUAUGUAAAGAGAAAGUGCUAACUACACUGUAUGGUGAUGUCAAUGUUUUUGUCAGAAUGUACAAAGCCAAAAUUCCCACCAGUUUAAAAUUGUUAAAGUAGCCCCUUCCAGCACACACUAGUGCAUCCACGCACACAUACACCCAUGCAUUUCAUUUUCAAGCUCUGCACACAAAAACAGUAUAAUUGCUCCAAACAAAGAAGAUUCAUAUUUGAUCAGGGAAGCAAAAUUAUUGAACUGAUUCAUUUAUGCUCUCUGCAAUAUUCUAGACAAUAAUUUCAGUGUUUUAGAAAAAUCAAAACCCUUAGAUUGUUAAACACAUUUUAUCUUUCAUAAUUAUUAUAGAAUGAUAUACAAAUUCACAUUUCAGGAGAUGCUAAUGGUGACCUGUAGUGUUAAUUUUGUAUCAAUAUGCUGGAUUUUAACAGGAACUGCUGUUACCUCACAACAAACACAAUUCCUGUUAAAUGAUAUGUUGGAAUUUUAGUUAUUUUCUACUAGGGAGCUAAGUACUUUGUGUAUUUGUUUAAUAAUUAUAACUGAUAUUUUGAUUGAAUGUUUGUUGUGCAUCAAUACAUACAUGCUUUUAAAGGCCUGCGUCUGUAUGCAAUAUUUUUGUGACCAUCCUGAAUUCUUUUUUUUCUGUAAUAUUUGGGAGUUAUCUCCCUUUUUCAAAUAAGAAAACACAGGAUGGUAUCACUACCAUUUCUUUCUUGAAUAUAUGCUUUUUGAGUGGGUGUCUGUCAACUUUUGUGAUCUGAUAUCAUUUAUUUUAUAAAUAAAACUGUUAUCUACAAACCCAA
Ostrea edulis (European flat oyster) is the source of this 7184-nucleotide messenger RNA. RefSeq names its product ras-related protein R-Ras2-like. The transcript is spliced from 6 exons. Bases 151 to 738 code for a protein of 195 amino acids. NCBI's taxonomy places the organism in Eukaryota, Metazoa, Mollusca, Bivalvia, Ostreida, Ostreidae. Gene Ontology annotation, biological process: signal transduction. The record is from RefSeq and is a predicted model, not a curated record. Gene Ontology annotation, cellular component: plasma membrane. Gene Ontology annotation, molecular function: GTPase activity; GTP binding; GDP binding.